This is a messenger RNA of Neofelis nebulosa (Clouded leopard), 1721 nucleotides long. RefSeq names its product solute carrier family 22 member 31 (gene SLC22A31). The coding region runs from base 1 to 1668 and encodes 555 amino acids. NCBI's taxonomy places the organism in Eukaryota, Metazoa, Chordata, Mammalia, Carnivora, Felidae. Gene Ontology annotation, biological process: transmembrane transport. Gene Ontology annotation, molecular function: transmembrane transporter activity. Gene Ontology annotation, cellular component: membrane. The transcript has 9 exons. The record is from RefSeq and is a predicted model, not a curated record.
AUGGAGUCGGAGACGCGGGUGCUGCGCGCGGCGGGCGGCUUCGGCCGGGCCCGGCGCCUGCUGGCCGCCGCCUCGUGGCUGCCGUGCGUGGCGCUGGGGCUGGCGCUGGGCUCGGAGCCGCUGCUCACCACGCCGCCGGCGCACCACUGCCGGCCGGACCCCGAGCUGCUGCCCCCCGCGCUGCGCGCUCUGCGCGGGCCCGCGUUGCUCGACGCCAGCGUGCCGCGCCUGGGACCCGCGCGCGCCCCGAGCCCCUGCCUGCUCCUGCGCUACCCUGAGCCCGAGCCCCACGCCCGCCCCAACGGCACGCGGCCGUGCACGCGCGGCUGGCACUACGCGCUGCCCGCCGCCGGCCUGCUGCGCAGCCCGGUGACCCAGUGGAACCUGGUGUGUGAGGAUGGCUGGAAGGUGCCCCUGGAGCAGAUGAGCCACCUCCUGGGCUGGCUGCUGGGCUGUGUCUUCCUGGGUGCGGGCUGUGACCGGUUUGGACGUCGGGCUGUGUUCGUGGCCUCCCUGGUGCUGGCCACAGGCCUGGGGGCCAGUGAGGCCCUGGCGGCCAGCUUUCCCGCCCUGCUGACCUUGAGGCUGCUUCACGGGGGGGCCUUGGCAGGGUUUUCCCUUGCCCUCUACGUGGCUCGCCUGGAGCUGUGUGACCCCCCUCGUCGCCUGGUGUUCUCCGUGGGAGCCGGCCUCUUCUCCGUGCUGGGCACGCUGCUGCUGCCUGGCCUGGCGCUUCUGGCACAGGACUGGCGCCUCCUGCAGGGGCUCAGCGCCCUGGCGACGGGCCUUCUGCUGCUCUUCUGGGGGUCGCCGGCCCUGUUCCCUGAGUCUCCCUGCUGGCUGCUGGCCACGGGACAGCCCGCCCGGGCCCGGAAGAUCCUGGGGCACUUUGCAGAACCUGGGGGCGUGGACCCAGAGGACGGCUCAGAGGAGGAGAGCUCCCUGGUUCCAGAGCUGGACAUGCUGGGUGCACAGAGCCCCCGGCCCCAGUACCACUCCGUCCUGGAGCUCCGGCACACCCGCGUCGUCUGGAGAAACGGACUCAUCCUGGGCUUCAGUUCGCUGAUCUGCGGGGGCAUCAGAGCCGGCUUCCUCCGCAACCUGGCCCCGAGCGAGCCCACUUUCUAUUGGCCCUACUUCCUGACCGCCGGCCUGGAGGCGGCGGCCGCUGUGCUCCUGCUGCUGACGGGGGACCGCUGGGGGCGACGCCCGGUCCUGUUGCUGGGCACCCUGGUCCUGGGGCUGGCAUCCCUGCUGCUCCUUGCCGGGACCCAGUACCUGCCAGGUUGGCCCAUGCUGUCCCUGUCCGUGCUGGGCCUCCUGGCCUCCCACGCCGUGUCUGCCCUCAGCAGCCUCUUCGCCGCGGAGGUGUUCCCCACGGUGAUCAGGGGGGCCGGGCUAGGCCUCGUGCUGGGGGCCGGCUUCUUGGGCCAGGCCGCAGCGCCCCUGGCCGACGUGCACGGCCGGGGCGGCUUCUUCCUCCACCACGUGGUCUUCGCCUCCUUCGCGGUGCUCGCCCUGCUGUGCGUCCUGCUGCUGCCCGAGAGCCGAGGCCGCCGUCUGCCCGCGUCGCUGCGGGACGCCGACUGCCUGCGCGCGUCCCGGGCCCGCCGCCGACCGCCCCCACCCUCCCACCGGGCGGGGUCCCGGACGGAGCGGGAGGGCUGACUCGCCGGCGCCCUGGCUCCCCGCCAUCCCCGCCACGCGUGGAGGAUAAAGGC